Molecule: messenger RNA, 2144 nt
Organism: Argiope bruennichi
Lineage: Eukaryota; Metazoa; Arthropoda; Arachnida; Araneae; Araneidae
Product: transmembrane protein 165-like
Exons: 7
Coding region: 326-1240 (304 amino acids)
Biological process (GO): manganese ion transmembrane transport; Golgi calcium ion transport; calcium ion transmembrane transport
Cellular component (GO): Golgi apparatus
Molecular function (GO): calcium ion transmembrane transporter activity; manganese ion transmembrane transporter activity
Source: RefSeq, a predicted model, not a curated record
AUCACGCUACGCUUCGUCCCAGAAUUUCCUACCAUCUCAUUCGUUCUAUGAUUGUUAACAAAAUUAUAGUGUUUAUAUUAUUGAUGAGAUGAUUCUACAGAUGAGUAAAGGCUAGUUUAAGUCCAAAGAUUAACGAAGUGCUUUAUUACUUUAAAUUGAAUAUAAUUUUUGCAUUCAUUCUGAGUUGAAAGGCUUCAAUGAGAUGAUUAGCUAACAUUGUUUCAGUCUUAAAAAUAAAUAUUUGCUAAAUUUUACUACCUUCGACGUGUUUUGUGUAUCGGUUUUGAAAUAAUUGUUGUACAUUAAUUGAAACCAAAAAAUAAGUAUGCCAUUACACAGGACGUGCUUGUACUUUUUAAUAAUUAUUUUAAUAGCGUUAUUUGCUUGCAUCAAUGAGACAAUUUGUGACGAACCGACUUCGUCAGUAAAUCCUAAUGACAAUAGAAAUGUUGAAUUUCCUGGGAAUUACGAAGAUGUUGGAGGUGAUUUUAAAAGGCCUGGAGCUGUUUUUCACAAGGUUAAAAGCCUACAUCAGUUAGGCUUCUUCCAUGGUUUUCUUGCUGCAAUAUCUGUCAUUAUAGUAUCUGAAUUAGGAGACAAAACUUUUUUCAUAGCAGUAGUCAUGGCUAUGAAACAUCCUCGUGUAACAGUUUUCUUGGGAGCAAUGUCAGCUCUUACUAUCAUGACUAUAUUAUCUGCUUGUCUAGGUUUUGCUACAACUGUUAUUCCUCGCACGUAUACCCACUAUAUAUCUACAGCAUUAUUUGCAAUAUUUGGUUUAAAAAUGUUAAAAGAAGCUUAUGAUAUGUCUCCUGAUGAAGGCCAGGAAGAAUUAGAAGUUGUACAAAAAGAUUUAUUAAAGCGAGAAAUUGAACAGUAUGAUACUGAUGGUCAGACGCAAGAUAUUGAAACUGGUAUUAUCAAGCGAAAUAAGAUCAAAGCAUUUAGAAGAAAACUGAUGGUUUUCUUUUCUAGAAUAUUUUUGGAAACAUUUACUAUGACUUUUCUUGCUGAGUGGGGGGAUAGAUCUCAGCUGACUACAAUUAUUUUAGCGGCGAGAGAAGAUGCUGUUGGUGUUACAAUUGGUGCAGUUAUUGGUCAUGGAGUUUGUACAUCUUUAGCUGUUAUUGGUGGCAGAAUAGUUGCUCAAAGAAUAUCUGUGAAAUCUGUUACAUUCAUUGGAGCUGUAAUAUUUCUUAUAUUUGCUGUUUGGGCUUUAGCAAUUGGACCUGGAACAUGAAUUAAGUAGUAAUUUAGCAAAAAAUGUAUGUAAACAAUACUUGUUUGUGAUGACAUGAGAAGAACUUGUUAGUAGUUUCUGAUCUUGAAGAAACUUUUUUUACAUAAUAUGUCAGUAGCAUGAGUAAAAUACUCAUGCUAACUUAAGAACAUUAGCAUUCUUUUUAAAGUCUAAGUUGAAACACAAUUUAAGGUAUCUUUUAAAUAUAUGCACACUACAAGCAGAUUUUUUUAUCUAUUAAAUUGUUCCUAUGGUUUUUCUUCCAAAGAACAAAAAUGAAAAACACUAUUUUUCAAUUAUAUUACUUGUAAAUCUAAAAUUUGGUCAAGUGUUGACACUUGCUUAAACUUGUGUUUUUAUCUGAGAUCUGUCUGUAAUCUCUUUAUUUAUUGAAAUAUUUAUUAAGUAUUACAUGAACAAUUAUUUAUUUGAAUGUAAAUUACUUAAUAUGAGUGGAAUGCUGAAAGAAUAGAAUAAGCUGGAAGUAUGGAAUUUGUCAUUUUUGAAAUUAUUAUUUUUUUUUUCAUAGCUGCAAAAUUCUAAAAAUUAAGAAAAAGCAGAAACAUAAGCAUUCAUAAAAUUCAUUAAGUUUCCAUAUGUAAGAUAUUUAUUAAAUUUUUAAUCAAUAUUAAAUAUAUAUAAAUAAUUUUCUAAGCUUAAUUUUAAUUGUGAAAAAAAUGUGGUUGAGGUAUUGUUAUUGUAGCUUUUUGUUUCCAGAAUUCAAUUCUAAAAUAGCAAUUACACAAUUUUGUUCUUGCAGUUUCAUGUACAAACUCUAUUCCUUCAGCUUGUAUUUUUAUAUUAAUAAUGAGGAUUUCUUAAUGUUAUGAAUACUUAUUAUUACUUAUUCUCUCAUUUUAUUGAGAAAUAAGAUUUAUUUCAUUUUACAAUAUUUAUUAUAUAG